Molecule: messenger RNA, 1305 nt
Organism: Solanum lycopersicum (tomato)
Lineage: Eukaryota; Viridiplantae; Streptophyta; Magnoliopsida; Solanales; Solanaceae
Product: large ribosomal subunit protein uL23
Biological process (GO): translation; ribosomal large subunit assembly
Cellular component (GO): cytosolic large ribosomal subunit; ribosome
Molecular function (GO): structural constituent of ribosome
Source: RefSeq, a predicted model, not a curated record
UCGUGAAAUGUUCAGCUUGCAUCAACGAGAUGGCCUGUUUCCUUCGCUAUUCCUCCACUCCAAAACCCUAAUUUUUUUUAAAACUAUUCUGGAUUUCCUUGUUGCCCUAUAGUUGGUGGCGCCGCUCAAGUCUAAUGGUUACUGCAAUAGCCACUCCGGCGGCUAUUGUUUGUUCCAGCCGGCGUAAGGAUCAAAUAUUCAGUUACUCAGCAUCAAUCACCAGGGCUACGUUUUCUUUGGCUUUUGUUUCCUUUAAUAAGUCGUCUUCUUCUGUGAACCUCUGUUCUUUUCUCGGCAAGUUCCAUCAGACCAGCGAUGUAACAAAUAAAGGCAAACUGCACAUGGAAUAUUAUGUUCCUACAAAUAGGUUUUGCUGAUGGAAAUGGCCUUUGAUCUAUGUUAUACAAUCCCUCAUAUUAAUGUUGGCAGCAUCACUUUCAAGGAAAUGUUGACAAGCUUCAGUGCUAGAGGUUCUCAGUUUCUGUGUCCUGUAAUUUGUGAAGUUGACGGUUGCAAAGAGGGAGAUGCCAAGAAACAAAGGGUAGCAUAUGCCAUUACAGUGAAAUCGGAUGAAACAACCAAUAGGCGUGUAUUAGAUAUCCAAAAUUCAGUCUCAUCUGAACGGAAGAAGAUGUUGAAAGUGGAGAGAAAUCCCAAGCGUCUCAACAAUAGUGUGUCACAGAGGAACAAACUUGAAUGUUACCAGGUCAUCCAAUAUCCUCUGAAAACUGAGUCUACUAUGGGGAAUAUAUUACGUCAUAAUACUUUGGUUUUUGUUGUUCACAAAGAUGCUGACAAGAAGAGCAUAAGGGAUGCUGUAAAGAAACUGUUUAAGAUUGAAUUGAAGAAAGUAAAUACAUCAAUCAUGCCUGACGGGACGAAGAAAGCAUAUGUUAUGCUGACACCAAACCAUAGUGCAUUAGAUGUGGCAAAAAAAAUCAAAGCCAUUUAAAAGUUGAUUCUCCAUCUUCCUUUCCUUUCUAUGACAAUCUGGUGGUUAUAUAAGGUUCUGCAGUUAGAAACUAAGAGCUCAUGAUUUAUAUUUGUAUGCAGGUGAUCUUAUGCUGCAAUUUUCUCUAGUGUUUAUAGGUACAGUUUUGUAGUUUCAGCUUAAUUAUAACCGCUCUCUGGAAGUAAGUGAGCAAUCAUUGUGGUUUUUGGCUAAAUGUUCCUGUAUGAAUGUACGUCUUGGUUCAACACCUUCUUCAUUUCCCCCCAAAUAUUGGGAAAAACUUGUAAUCUGUGUGAAAUCAUUAUGUUUUCAAGCUUUCCAUUGAAAUACUUGAUAACAGGAGGAUCGGCUUA